UACUCUUAGGCCUACUUGCUGGAUACUGCUGGGACACUUCUUUCUUUAUCAGGCUUGAAAUUUCUUUAUUUCUAGCAAAAUGACAGCCUUACAAGGCAAUACAUUUCCUUGGUCUUCAAUGCCAAUUCCUCCAGGAUGGGAAGCAAAAUAUGAACCAAAUGUUGGGAGAUAUUUCUACAUCAACCAUGCGACUAAGAAGACCCAGUGGGUGGACCCACGCAAGGCUGCAUAUCAGGCUCAGCAGGCACAGCAGAGAACUCCUACCCAGCCUACGGCUUACAUUCCAUUGCAGCCCAUUACCAAGCCUAAGUGCAGAACAUGCAGGACAAAUGAGGUGGAUGUGGAAGGAGGGAUGUGCAACCCUUGUAAAGUGACUGAGCAGCAGAGAGAGAUCUCACUCAUGCGAGCUAGAGAGAGUAUGGAGGCAGAAAAGCAACGUCAAGAGCAGAAAGUCAAGCUAGAGAAGGAGAGGGAGAGACGGCGGGUUCAGUCAGCCCAACGCAGGCAGGAAGCUAAACAGACCCCUCCAGUAUUAGAGACAACUUUCAAUGAACCUCCAAUUGACAAGGAAGCUGCAAAGCGGGAGAUGAGACACUUGUUUGCCAACACCCAAUCCUCUGUAGUAGACAUGAUCUUAGAGACUUACGAUUUCAACAAAGAAGAAGCUAAAAUAGCCCUCAGACAGAUGGGACAAAGGAUCGUCAACCAACCCUUGGCUAAAAAACCCUCUCCAAAAUCUUCUCCCAAGAAAGCUGCUCCUAAAGCUGCUCCUAAAGCUGCUCCUAUGACAAGAGCACAGAAACAACAAGUUAUGGCAAAUUUGAAGAAGAAAUUCCCUCAUGUCAAUGAUAUGAUGAUCGAAAUGGCUGUUGAGAGCACCAACUACAGUCUAGAGAAGUCGUCAGCCAUACUGCGUAUGCUGAAGACCGAUUCGUCUGGCCCAAGUAAGGGCGGUGCAUCAGAGAGCGAAGGAGGAGUGAUAUUAACAGGCCAGGUGGAAGUGACCUUCCCAGAGACAUCAACCACUAAUAGUGUCACUAUGGAACAAGCUGCUCACUCAAGUAAAGAAGUAACUUUCCCUGAAUCUAAGCCCUCUUCAAGCACAACCCCAACUACUGUUACAUCAAGUGGCGCAUCAGGUGUAUCUACAUCUGAUUCUCAGAAGCGUCCUACGACUAGUGCAGUGAUCAGCUCACCUUCUAAGAAACCUGCUGCAGCUGCUAGCAGCUCAUCCUCCUCCUCCUUCUCACCAUCCUCGAGGAAACCAAUGGCCUUAGCCUCAGGCUCCAAAUUUGCAAUGCCCUCAAAGAAGACAGCUACUGGUCCCAAGAAACAAGCUCACCAUACACCAAUUGGAUCAAAAUACGGUGAACAUGGCCCUGCAUCAUAUAACUCCAGUAUCACAGGGGCUAAAGGACCAGACCCAACCCUGAUCAGUGGACCAGACAGAAGUAAUCUCCUGCAAGAUUACACGCAGAACAUGGGACCAAAUCCUGACAACCUGUCUGGGUCAAAUAAAGAGAAUAUCAUGGGACCUGUGGCGAGGACUGGAAGUGAUACCACCCUGGUAAUGGGACCAGAGAGUACUAACUGUAUGGGACCAGAACCCAAUCUUGCCAAGGGCUCCAUGUAUAAUUGACUCGGCAAUCCAGAGACUACAGGUCUUUGAGUCUACUGAAGGACUGCUCUAGGUUUGCCUAGUUCAAUGUGAUGUAGUCUUGAUUCGUGCUGUUAUUGGCACAGAUUCUCUGUCAAAAAAUUUGAUAUAAUAAUUUCCUCAUCAACACAGUAAUGUUAUAACACAUACUCAAGCUCUUAAUUGCUGUGAAACCAAAUGUUGAUACACCUGUAACUUUUGAGCAAUGUUUGUGGAAAGAAUGUAUGUACAUUGAUGAUGAUGCAACAAAAGUUGAUAGAAUGGGGUGAAAUAGAUACAUUUUGCAUAGAUAUGCUGGACUGUGUACCUUGCUUGUACAACUUAUAAUCUUCAAGUUAAACAAUUACUUAUGUGUGCCAUAUUGUCAGAAAGUAGUGUAUACAUGUAGCCUAUAUGUGAAGUUGGCAGUGAGACUUGUUUGGAAUUUUGUGGAAUCUAAAUCAUUAAUUAUAAAUACACACUUUGUAUCUGUCCUCUCCUUUUACAAGAAGGGUAAGGUAAGGAAAAACGUCAUUGUCAAAAUGAUUUUACCAUUUUUAAUGUCAUCUAUAUAGAUCUUAUUUGAAAAUAUUUUUCUUCUUUGAAACAAAAGAGGAUUAGGUUAGAGAUUUAUUAUGGCUAUAGUGUGCUUCUGUGAGCAUAUCAAUUCAUGGCCUAUAUCAUACAAACAGUGAAGAAGAUGUAUUAACUCAUUGCUUUCCUAGAGUCAAAAUUGGGGAUGAAGUUCAUAGCGCUUUCUACUGCUACUCCAGUGCUUGCAUUCUAAACAAAUCUUCAUGACAUUAGCAGCGGUUUAGAAUGAGAUUCAGUCAGUCCUAGUCAGUGUCUCAUAAAACCACCAUGGCAAAGUCACAUUGAAAUGCAUGUGAAUUUUAUACCAAGCAUAUACAUUGGGAUGUCAGUGAACUUCAUGUUAUGACAGACUUGUGAAGAAAGCCCUCCAUCCCAAUGCUCAUGUACCGGUAUUUGAGAAUCGUUUUCUCUAACCUUUCUGCAGGUGCUAUUGUUGGACUCAAAUCUGAAAUUGAGUGCUGUUUCAGUCAUGAAUCAGGAUUGUUGUUGUUUUUGUACAAACUGUUUUAUAUAUUUCAGUCUAUUUUUUAAUUGAUUAGAGUAGGUUACUAAAAUGGAUAUCCACACUUUUCAAGUUUUGUGCAAUUGGGAUGUUGAUUGUGAAAUUUUUAAAGCAAGUUUUAGUUUUACAUAUCAUCAUUAGUGGUUAGUGAGUAGUAGCUUUAUGCUGAAAAAACAAAUUGAUUCUUUCAAAUUUGCAAGUGGUAUAUGCAAGUCUUAAAUUAAUUUUCUUUUGACAAAUCGCCCCUCGGCCCGUUUAUUUUUAGCCUUGGUUUUAUGACGUGUGAUAUUUUCUACAUUUCUACAUUUGUAGGUUUAAAUGAUGGGCCUACUCGUAUUAGUUAUAUGAUACGUUAUAUUGAUAUGCUACGUACUUUAAGGUAUUUUAUUCAAUUGGGCAGUGAUUAAAUUCUGCCUCUCCUUGAAGCCCAAGAAAAAAAAUAUAUAUACAGGUUUAAUGUAUUUAUUUUAUUUUGUAAAUGAUGUGUGGUAUAGUGUGAAUGUCUCUAUAUAAAGUGUUAUAAAUAUAAAUAUCAUAAACAUUGA
Messenger RNA from Strongylocentrotus purpuratus (purple sea urchin), 3277 nucleotides. Its product is annotated as nucleolar protein dao-5. The coding region runs from base 80 to 1639 and encodes 519 amino acids. Lineage: Eukaryota; Metazoa; Echinodermata; Echinoidea; Camarodonta; Strongylocentrotidae. The record is from RefSeq and is a predicted model, not a curated record. Gene Ontology annotation, molecular function: protein binding. The transcript is spliced from 14 exons.